CCGCUUUAUAUUUAUCCCAUUGCGACCCGACCCCUCUUAAUACCCUCCUCCUCCUCUCUCUCUCUCUCUCUCUCUACCCCUGCGGACGGAGAUUGAGCAUUUCUGUCCAGUCUUCCGCCCAGUGAGAUCGACCGACCGACCGACCAGUUUGAGACCGGAGUUUUUAUGCUUGGGCUUAUAGGGAGUUGGUGAGCAAGGAUGUUUGGGGCGACAAAUCCUUUUGGGCAGUCAUCGAGCAGCCCUUUCGGGCAGUCGUCAAGCAGCCCUUUCGGGUCGCAAUCGAUCUUCGGCCAGUCCAGUAAUACAAUCAAUCCUUUUGCGCCCAAACCAUUUGGCAAUACAACCCCUUUUGGGUCCCCACAAACAGGGUCUUCCAUAUUUGGGGGAACUUCAACCGGUGUUUUUGGUGCCACUCAAUCUUCAGCACCCGCAUUUGGUGCACAAUCAUCACCGGCUUUUGGUGCAUCUUCUACUCCUGCUUUUGGAAGUUCGUCAUCUGGUUUUGGAGGAUCUUCUCUGUUUGGUCAAAAACCUGCUUUUGGAGGCUUUGGGUCCACUCCUACACAAACAAGUCCAUUUGGAAGCACAAGUCAGCCAUCACAGCCAGCAUUUGGAAGUGGUAUGUUUGGAGCUUCUACACCAUUUGGUUCUUCAACUCCGUCUCCAUUUGGUGCCACCUCCACUCCGGCCUUUGGAGCGACCAGUACCCCCGCCUUUGGAGCCACUAGUACCCCUGCCUUUGGAGCCACUAGUACCCCUGCUUUUGGAGCCGCUAGCACCCCUGCUUUUGGAGCCGCUAGCACCCCUGCUUUUGGUGCUACAACUACGCCUUCCUUUGGUUCAACUGCCACUCCAGCAUUUGGUAGCGCAGGAUCUGCAUUUGGUGCUUCAACUUCCUCAGUCUUUGGCACGGGAAGUGCAUUUGGGGCUUCUAGCACCCCUGGUUUUGGAUCUUCCAGUACACCUGCAUUUGGGGCUUCUAGCACCCCUGCUUUUGGCGCCUCAAGUAGUCCAGCUUUUGGGGUUUUGACUCCUCCUUUUGGGGCUUCCAGCAGCCCUUCCUUCAACUUUGGUUCUUCUCCAGCAUUCGGGCAGUCAUCAUCAGCUUUUGGUAGCAGCUCUUUUGCAUCUUCAUCUCCUUUUGGGGCCCAGAUAGGAAAUCAGGCCACAACACCAGGUUUUGGUAACUCUGGAUUUGGACAGCCAGGUUUUGGAGGUCAGCAACGUGGAGGAAGUCGAGUGUCCCCGUAUUCAGUAACUCUUGAGCAAGAUAGUGGAAGUGGUGCACAACCGACUGGGAAGUUAGAGUCCAUAUCAGCAAUGCCCGCAUACAUUAACAAGAGCCAUGAGGAGCUUAGGUGGGAGGACUAUCAGUUGGGUGACAAAGGUGGACCAAAUCCUGCUGGUCAAUCUGCUGGUGGUAAUCCCUUUGCUACAUCUUCAUCAACCCUGACACCUGCAUUUGCUGGACAAUCAUCUCCAUUUUCCUCCAGUACACCUGCUAAUCCAUUUUCCUCCACCACAACCCCUAAUUUGUUCUCCUCCACAUCAUCACCAAAUCCAUUUGCUCCAAAACCCUUCACUCCAGGUUUUACGUCAGGACCUGCUACUUCAGUCUUUGCUUCUACGUCCUCAUCUGCAACUUCUGUAUUUGGACACGCUGCAGCACCUAGUUUUACGGCUGGUAGUUCUUCGUCCCUCUUCCCUACAGCAGGUCAAUCUACAUUUGGGACAUCUCCUUCAUUUUUCAGUUCUACUCAGGGUGCCACCGGAAUCAGUUCUGGUUUUACUUCACAAUCCACCCCAUUAUUUUCAUCAAUUACCCCCUCAUUUCCCCAGACAAGUUCUGGUUUUGGACCAGCAACUGCACCUUUUGGUCAGACCACUAGUCCCUUCGCCCAGAGUAGCACUCCUGCCAUUGGUCAAACAAACAUAUUUAACACACCUUCGACUGGAGUUUCAAUGGGUUUAUUCUCAAGUACUCCUUCCUUGCUUGCUUCUACUAAUACUGGUGGAUUCAAUCGGACAAAUCCCUCUUUUUCAUUGCAAUUCCAGCAGUCUCAACCUGCUCAGGCAGGCCCUGGGUUUUCCAACUUAGUUCAGCCCCAACCAGCUGUUGGAGGUCCACAAAAUAUCUAUACUCAGAGUAACUUUGGACAAUCGUCUGCGAACCUGAGCUCGGCAGUUGUGCAGACAGCACCUCCUUCCACUAAUCCAUUUGGAACACUCCCAGCAAUGCCUCAGAUGUCAAUUGGCCGAGCUGGAACUGGUUCCUCUAUUCAAUAUGGAAUUUCAAGCAUGCCAGUUGUGGACAAACCUGCUCCUGUCCGAGUGUCAUCACUAUUGACAUCUCGACACCUAUCUCAGAUGCGGACGAGGUUGCCUGCUAGGAAAUAUCAUCCUAAAGAUGAUCACCCGAAGGUCCCAUUCUUCAGUGACCAAGAAGAAACGCCCAGCACCCCGAAGGCUGAUGCUCUUUUCAUUCCAAGGGAGAAUCCUAGAGCUCUGGUCAUCCGUCCUCCUGAGCAUUGGCCUUCAAGAACUAGUGCAGAGAAACCAUCUCCAGUGAAUGACACAUCCCCUAUCCUCGAGAAUGCUGCAUCCUUUGCUGAGUUACUUCAACCUGACGUCUUAGGUAAAGUGAAUGGAGUUUCACCAGCAAAUGGUCAAUACUCAGUGGAUAAAGAACAAACUCCAGCUGAAAACGGCCACUUGGCGGAGACGCUCAGCCGUGCCAAAGCUGCUCAGAAAUCAAACGUGGUCCAUGAAGAUCAUACCCAGAUGGGUGACUCCUACAAGACUCUCACUGGCCACCGAGCUGGGGAAGCUGCUAUUGUAUAUGAGCAUGGGGCUGAUAUUGAAGCCUUAAUGCCAAAGCUCCGGCACUCGGACUACUAUACAGAGCCUAGGAUCCAGGAAUUGGCUGCCAAGGAGAGGGCUGAACCAGGCUUCUGCCGUCGCGUCAGGGACUUUGUGGUGGGUCGCCAUGGAUUUGGAAGCAUCAAAUUCAUGGGCGAGACAGAUGUGCGAAGGCUUGAUCUUGAGUCCCUCAUUCAGUUCAAUAAUCGGGAAGUCAUCGUGUACAUGGACGACAGCAAGAAGCCCCCUGUUGGACAAGGUCUCAAUAAGCCAGCAGAGGUAACCCUCCUUAAUAUAAAAUGCAUCGAUAAGAAGACACGCAAGCAGUAUACAGAGGGACCGAAGGUGGAGAAGUACAAGGAGAUGCUGAAGCAGAAGGCUGUGGAUCAGGGUGCUGAGUUCGUGUCAUAUGACCCUGUGAAGGGAGAGUGGAAGUUUAGGGUUGACCAUUUCAGCAAGUAUGAGCUCAGGGAUGAUGAUGAAGCAGCGUGGGGGCUGUGUGAUGAUGCCAAUGAGCUAUAAAAGUUUUGUUGAUUGAUCGCAGAUGAUCUGUGUUGAUGGAUGAAGCAAAGGUCUCUCUUGGGGGUUUGGACGGUUUUCAAUCUAGUAUGGGUUUCAUGUGGGGAUUAUACAGGCUAGGGGAAUCGCUUAUGUUUUUAUGUCGACCAAGGUGCUGAUACGCAUCAAGUUGCCUGUUCUGUCUUGGUCUUAUUGCCCUGUCCGAGUCAUUGCUGUAGUCUUUGUUUUUGCUGUUUGGCCUUUUUAUUUCUGAGUCUGCUUUUGUGCAUCUGCGUGAGUAGAGAUAAUUGUUACAAAAGAUGUAUGUGCUAUCGUCGAGUUUAAUAGAUGGGGCCUUGAAGCCAAAGGGAGGAGAAAGGGUUGUAUAAUGUUUUUGUAGCGGUCUGCUGUUUCCGGUUUCUGUUUUAUUUUUGGGAAUGUAGAAGAACCCUUUUGAAUUAGUGUUAAGUUUUGAUCUAUCAAGAAGUUGUACAUUUCAAUGUUU
Molecule: messenger RNA, 3862 nt
Organism: Punica granatum (pomegranate)
Lineage: Eukaryota; Viridiplantae; Streptophyta; Magnoliopsida; Myrtales; Lythraceae
Source: RefSeq, a predicted model, not a curated record